AUCGCAUCCUUCGUCUGUCCAUCUCUCUCUCUGCCUCUGAGCCAUCACCAAUCCACACAGCCAAGAUGCUUUCCGCCAGGACAUUCGCGCGGUCGGCCACGCGGGCCAUUAGUCGCAUGAGCGCCUCCACGUUGCGUGCCUCAGCCCGCCCCGUUGCGUUCUCCAGAGCCUCGCCUGCCUUCCUUGGCGCCAUGCGAACCUCGCGAGCAGCCUUCUCCUCGACCGCCGGCCGGAGGGCCGCCGACGGUGAGACUGACGACGAGUUGUCUGCGAAGCUCGAGAGCGAGAUUCAGAUUGAAGAGGAGAUGAAGGCCAAUGAGCAGCAGCCUGCGAGCGUCAAGGACUUUCUGGACAACAGCCCCUUUGAGCUGAUCGACACGGCCGGCCAGGAGGUUGUCAAGCUGACGCGCUCUUUUGGUGAGGAAAAGAUCACGGUGAGCUUUUCCAUUGCCGACAUCACCAACUACGACCCCUUCUCCGAGGAUCCCGCGCUCGAGGAUGAGGACGUCGCCGACGACGACGAUGCCGCGCUGCAGAGCUCCAGCAAGCAGGGCAACAAGGCGUCGGCGCGCCCUGAGGAGGAGCUGGAGGAAGAUCUCGAGGACGACCUCGACGAGGAGACGGCCGCGCCCAUCAACCUGUCCAUCGUCAUCGAGAAGCCUGGCAAGACGGCUGGCGCGCUCAACAUCGACGCCACCGCCCAGGACGGCAACAUUGUCGUCGAGAACAUGUUCUACUACGAGGACGCCAAGGUGGCCAAGGUGGAGUCCCCUGAGGCUGCCCAGCGCCGUGCCGACGUCUACCCCGGCCCUCCGUUCGGCUCCCUCGACGAGGACCUUCAGGUGCUCAUGGAGCGCUUCCUCGAGGAGCGCGGCAUCACUCAGGCCAUGGCCGUGUUUGUGCCCGACUACGUCGAUGUCAAGGAGCAGCGCGAGUAUCUCCGCUGGCUCAGCAACGUCAAGGCCUUUGUCGACGCCUAAGCGGGACAAUCACCAUCGCCGCCGCCGCCGCCGCCGCUCACAGAAUUUGCCAGUGAACUACUGGCUGCAGUAGCCAGGGCAGGGAAUCGACGGGGCUCGUUCCGAACCAUGCCCUGUCAGUGGGCAAAUGCGAACCUCACUCAUGUUGUAAAAUAAUCUGCGGCUCCGCCUGCGCUGUACGAGGGAUCAUGGGAGUUUUAUCGGGAAGACGUCUUCAGUAACGCACAUUGUAUGAUAAGCUAUUUUCAAAUCAAACGCAAACUGAUGCUCUUUGUAUUGAAUGCCCGCCAUGUGUGUACUUCUGCGAACGUAAGCUGCUGUGUCGCAGGAGAUGACCGUAACGAGACUGGCUCGGCAAUCCAUUCAG
Purpureocillium takamizusanense is the source of this 1347-nucleotide messenger RNA. RefSeq names its product Mitochondrial acidic protein mam33 (gene MAM33). Lineage: Eukaryota; Fungi; Ascomycota; Sordariomycetes; Hypocreales; Ophiocordycipitaceae. The coding region runs from base 66 to 980 and encodes 304 amino acids. Gene Ontology annotation, cellular component: mitochondrial matrix. Gene Ontology annotation, biological process: cytosolic ribosome assembly. The record is from RefSeq and is a predicted model, not a curated record. The transcript is spliced from 2 exons.